AGCAUUUGCCCAAGUGGAAGCAGCACAACACAGCACCUUGGUGCUGCAAUGCGCCCCUUAGUUCUGAUGAGAUCGGUGACCUGAUGUUGCCCAGUGGAUAUCGACCGGAGGCGCUCUCCAGGUCGCCAAGCCAGGCACACCCAUGUGAGGAAAGCCAGCACCUGUUAGAGCAAGAGACGCGGCGCUUGCAUGAAGAGAUCCGGAGCAGGACGUUGGACAUGGAACGCCUGCAGCGGGAAGCCGAUUCUCUUCGUGAGCAAAUUCGCGAUGAACAACGACGUCGGCAAAGUCGCGUGUCGGACCUUUCCGAGCAGCUGCGAGGAGUCGAAGGACAAAACAGACAGCUGCAGAUGCAGCUUUCGCAGUUGCAGCUCCACACCACCUCGAAAGUCUCAGAUGCUACAGCUUUGAAGCGCGAAGUGGUUUCAAAGACCAUGGAGCUUGAGAAGCUUGUGAGGGAAUUUCAACAGUCACAAUCAGACCUUUUCUCCCGAGCGCAAUCAAUCUCUCACUCGCUUCUUCAGAUGUCAGGUACAGGAGGUGAAAGAGGGGAACGAGAGCAAUCUCCCAAUCCCUGUGCAAUUCCUUUUUCUCAAAAUGCAAACGGUCAUUCCGCACAUUCGGCGCACGCACAUCAGCGAAGUGUCCCAUCUCCUUGUGCAGCUGCUUCUCAAUUUGCUUCUUUAGGUCCUCUUGAUGAUGAAACCCUCGAAGCUUUGAAGCGACGGUUGCAAUCUCUGGGUGAUGUGGUGGUUUUCACCAGCGAUAAGUUUGAUGCCUGCUCUGCUUCUGGACACAGUAUUCCGCCUGGAGCUGUACGUGUCAGGCCUCGAAAGUGUGAUCAUGUAUUUCUCAUUGAAUGCCUGAUGCCAUACUGGGUUGAGGGCUUGUGCCCCGUUUGCAGAUGUAGUUUUGCUUAUAGCAGAGAAGUAAAUGAUGAGAGUGACAAGUGCUCAUCCGUUUCUACCAGCGUAUCUCAACGUGCAAGACUUGUUUCGCAAAGUCGACAACCACCUUUGAGUCAUAUUGGUGAAGAUGGAGGCUUCGGCACCUUUGGAGGAUCUCGCGGUCCAAAAGUCUUGCGAAGUGAUGAGAUGAGACAGCGAAGUACAUCCUGUGGAGCACGCAGCGAUGUUUCCGGUCUGGGAGACGGACGAAUUCGUUCCCCCUCGCGGUCGGGCAUCUCUGGGUCCUUGAGCAGAACGUCUUCUGGCCGUGAUCGCCCCUUGUGAAUCGGAUCACUUGGGCCGAUCGAAUCACAUGGAAACGAUGUUCGACAACGCCAAAGAGGAAGUUUGGAGCGAUCGAGAACCUGAUCUCCAUCCAGUUGGUGACAGUGCAGCCGGCAGAGGAUUGCCUGAUGCCCUGAA
Molecule: messenger RNA, 1370 nt
Organism: Durusdinium trenchii
Lineage: Eukaryota; Dinophyceae; Suessiales; Symbiodiniaceae
Source: the annotation of a GenBank genome assembly